ACUUGAAACUGAAACUAAUUUAGUACGUGGGUGUAAAUAAAUUGCCGGUUUCAUAAACAAUAUAAUUGACUAGUCUUGUAUACAGGAAUUUGAAACCAACAAUAAAUUAUUGUGUUUUUUAUACUUUGCACUACAAAGUUAGCAUGACUAUUAAAUUUGCAGGCGAAUAAAGACCAAGACAGGUUUCGUUCCAUUUAUUUUUUACAUUACCAUGAUUCAAAAUAAUCGCAACCUCGCCAGAUAACCAAACCGCAAUUGGCUUCCUGCCGUUGUUAUUUUUCAUUGUCGUCACAAAAAUCCUUGCACCCUUACACACAAUCGGGGUGGAGCUCCAGCCAGCUUCCCGCCUAUUUUCCCAACUCAUUGGUCCACGCGGGGGUGGCUGCUGCGGGAGAUAACACUCUCGGAUAUGUGCCGAUAUUGUAGCUUUGAUCAUUUCCGUUGCAACUUCCACGAUAAUUAGCUGUUCUCUUUCCGACAAUUAAUUCAAACCGUGAUUUGUGGUCAAGUGCGAAUGUGAACAGUUGGUGUAAUGCCCAUGAUAACCGACCUGGAGUGGGCCCCGGACGGGGACAACACGGACUACAGCGCCUCCUCAUCCCCCGUAGUGAGGCGGCCCCCGCAGAACCCCGACCCGGACUCGCUCUCCGACGAGGACGACUUCUCCGACGAGUUCUCGGUCAUCGACAGCGACGACGAGAAGCAGCGGGCCUUUCCGCCGCAUCACGUGCUCCAGUUGCAGACCCCGGUGGAAAUCCCGACUCGGGGAGUGGUCAAAAAAAUCUUCACAAACAGCAGAGAGCGCUGGAGGCAGCAGAACGUAAGUGGAGCGUUUGCCGAGUUGCGAAAGCUCGUCCCGACCCAUCCGCCCGAUAAGAAGUUGUCCAAGAACGAAAUUUUACGCAUGGCAAUUAGGUAUAUAAGGCUGUUGAGCAACGUUUUGGAAUGGCAACAGACCCAUGAAGGUCCCAUCCAGGUGAAAUGCGAGGACUCUCUCUUUAUUAGCCGCCAUCCGGCCAUUUCCGGGCAGCAGGCGUUACGCAUGAGGGCACGUCUCCGGAGAGGUGCUUUACCAUCUCAGCCGCUUCCUCUCUGCGACAGGAAUGGGAAUAACCUCCUGAUGAUCGCGCCCAACAACCACCUGCCCCUGCGGAAAAUGAGCGUCUUCAUCGACAUCAGUGCCAGGACCAACGGCAAAAUAAAAAUCGAGCAGGAAGACGCGUCGAAGGAGAAGGACGCGGAAAAUAAAGACAAGCAGCAUUCCAAAGAAUAAGACAUGUAGUACCUAACUUAGUACCUGUACAAUUUUGUAAUUACUUCCCCCAAAUAAACGUUUGUGCAAUAA
Messenger RNA from Tribolium castaneum (red flour beetle), 1345 nucleotides. It is a transcript of the gene HLH3B, whose product is annotated as Helix loop helix protein 3B. Gene Ontology annotation, molecular function: RNA polymerase II cis-regulatory region sequence-specific DNA binding; protein dimerization activity; DNA-binding transcription factor activity, RNA polymerase II-specific. The transcript is spliced from 4 exons. The record is from RefSeq and is a predicted model, not a curated record. Lineage: Eukaryota; Metazoa; Arthropoda; Insecta; Coleoptera; Tenebrionidae. The coding region runs from base 533 to 1273 and encodes 246 amino acids. Gene Ontology annotation, biological process: regulation of transcription by RNA polymerase II.